This is a messenger RNA of Selaginella moellendorffii, 685 nucleotides long. RefSeq names its product epoxide hydrolase B. The transcript is spliced from 3 exons. Bases 70 to 684 code for a protein of 204 amino acids. Gene Ontology annotation, molecular function: hydrolase activity. NCBI's taxonomy places the organism in Eukaryota, Viridiplantae, Streptophyta, Lycopodiopsida, Selaginellales, Selaginellaceae. The record is from RefSeq and is a predicted model, not a curated record.
UGUUUGUAAUCCUCUCGAUCGUAGGUGUUCGUUGUUGGUCAUGACAUUGGAGCAUUCAUCGGCUGGAACAUGUGUCGCAUGAGGCCGGAUCUAGUGAGAGCCUAUGCUUCUCUUGGAGUUCCCUUCACGGGAGCCGGAGGAGCUCCACCUUUUGGAUUUCCCACGGAAGAAGGAUUCUACGUGAAUCGCUUUGCUGUGCCUGGGCGAGCCGAGAAAGACUUCGCUCGAUUCGACACGGCCACCGUGCUCAAGAACAUUUACACGCUUUUCUGCCGGUCCGAGCUCCAGAUCGCCGGGCCUGACGAGGAGAUCAUGGAUUUGGUCACCACCUCGGACACCACCCCGAGUUGGCUCACCGAGGAGUUUAUCAAAGUCCAGUCGGAGCUCUACGAGAAGUCCGGUUUCGAAGGCCCGUUGUGCUUCACGUAUCGCAAUCUCAUGAGGACGUUUGAGCUCUUGGCUCCCUGGAUCAACAUGGCAGUGACGAGCCGCUGCCUCUACAUCACUGGCAAAGACGACUACGUGCGCAAGGUCCCGGGCCUGGACGAGUACGUGACCGGCGGUGGAAUGAAGCGAGACGUUCCCAACCUUGUCGAUGUCGCUGUUGUUCCCGGCGGCCAUUUCGUGGAGGAAGACUCGCCCGAGGAAGUGAACUCCUUGCUCAUACACUUCUUCAAAGAGUAAA